AUGAAAGGCUUCAAUCUCUUCGCUUCAGCUUUGGCCAUCUGGGGCCGCAAUGGGUCGCCCAUUCCAGAAGCUAGCGCUGAACUCGAGAAAGGCAAUUCAGUCGAGACAUACGCUCUUCGUAGUGGUUGGGGCUACAUCAAGAGGCGAGAUGAGGGUCAUGCCCAAGGCGAGCCUCUGAAUCAGGUAGACACUUAUGCCCUUCGCAGCGGUUGGGGCUAUAUCAAGAAGCGAGAUGGAGGACAUGCGCAGGGUGAGCCGCAGAUUGAUGUGGACACCUAUGCUCUUCGGGGGCUACAUCAAGAAUCGAGAGUAAAUAUUGUUAGUGCGCAUGAGGAUGAUGGGCGUCGCUUCUCUUCUAAACAUGGCAACAGGCAUGCCUGCGCCUCCAACAAGACCAUCCAGAAAGUCGCAGCUCAGACUUCCCUAUUCCAUGUCAUCAGCUGCAUCAACCUUUUCAUGGACUUUUGUCUUAUCUACAACAUGAUUCUCAUUCUUAUAACCGGUACCUAUAUGUCCCUAUCUCUCGGUGUGUCUCUGUCGCAGACGCUGGAGUACGGGAACUCUCCAGAUGAGGCGAGGGACAAAGGAUGUCGUUUUGGCAUUAUGAGCUUUUCCUGGCUAUCACCAUUAUGCUUCGAUCAAGAACUCACACGAGAGUUUGAGGCUUUUCAAUCGUGGAAAUGGUACAACGACCCAGCUGGAUUACACCAGGUCCACAAAGACGAGGUGAUAAAGGGUGAGCACCCGAGUCUAUUUGUCUCUAACGAGUACCACCAUACGCAUUGUGUCUUUAUGCGGAAGAAACUCCAUCGGGCUGUGGCUUUAGGUCAGCGGAUCGAUGGCUAUAUAGGCAAUCACAAUGACACAGCACACUGCGGAGUCAUGUUGAUGCAGCAUGCCAAUAACCCUGGGAGUCUUGACACUAAGAUAUGGCGAAAGUUUCCUACCUGCAGCCGACAUAACAUUAAGAUUUAG
Messenger RNA from Metarhizium acridum CQMa 102, 975 nucleotides. The record is from RefSeq and is a predicted model, not a curated record. Lineage: Eukaryota; Fungi; Ascomycota; Sordariomycetes; Hypocreales; Clavicipitaceae.